AUGCACGUGGAAAUCUCUGUUGCGAUGAACUUUUUCAUAUCCUAUCUUUACAACAAAUUGCCUCGGCGACGUGUAGAUCUGUUUUGCGAGGAGCUGGAAUCAGGACUCAAAGACAAGUUUCGAGGCCACUGGUAUCCGGAAGCACCCUCAAAGGGCUCCGGUUAUCGGUGUAUAAAGGGAAAUGGCGAGGAGAUUGACCCUGUCAUCGUUGCCGCAGCCGUCAAGGCUGGCCUUGAUAUCGUGGAAAUUAAGAGUUACCUACCAGAAGAUCUCACUUUGUGGAUUGACCCCUGCGAAGUUAGUUACAAAAUUGGCGAGAAGGGACAAGUAAAGUUGCUCUAUUCUGACAGAAAUAAUGAAGAUGGGUGUGACAACAUGGACCGAGAGGUACAGGCGGCUAAUCGAACCUUUAAUCCUGAAGCACAAACGUUCACGCCGGAGUUGCCCACCGUCACUCCCGAGUUGCAUACCUUCACUCCCGACAUCCUGGCCUUCACACCUGACGUCAUGGCGUUUUGCGCUGAUUCUUCUCAAUCCUUUCAGCCUAUCGACUCCCUCUCUUCCUCUCUAUCAAACCUUAGCCUUUCCCCCUCAUCCCCAGUUCCUCCAAGUGCAUGGAGCACAGCCACAUCACCUUCCUCCAACCUGUUCAGUUCAGCUGCACCAGCUGCAGGAGUAUCAAGCCCUUCCUCCUAUCUAACGCCUCGAGCCAAUGGUAGCGGUCGUCCACAGUUCACAGCAGCUAUGUUUGCCCAGACCAAAUUCGGCUCCACAAAACUGAAGACCCACGUCAAACGUCCCAAUCGACUCUCUCCAACAGAAUUCAGCAACUAUUUCCGACAACAACAGAAAGGCUACUCUGGGGCACAGAGACCUCGAUCGCUUUCUCCCCGUGACCCAAGGGUCGAAUUUCUGAUUGACAAACAGCAAAGAAUGAUGUUUCAACAACAGGUGUCCCCAUUAACAUCUUAUGGGCCCAAGCUCCAACAACAUUUUCUUCAGCACCAACAUCAUCGACAGCAGCUGUCACCCACGAGCAUGUAUCCUGAUUUUAUUCCUCACCAUUCGUCGGGUGUAUCCUCUUGUACAUCAUCCCCCCAUUUAUCUCCUCAUCUUUCUCCUCGCAUGUCUCCACAGUGCAGUGGUUCAACAUUCCAGGAGCUGAUUCAUUCCACCCCAAACCUUAAUAAUCUCUCUUUCCCCUCGUCUGACUGCAUCAACCGAUCCAGCUCCUUGUCUCAUCUUGGUCGCUCACUCGGCUUCCCCAGUCUGAAAGCUUCGUCCGUCAGGGAGAACUCAUCCUCGUUCCCGGACCGGCUAGCACAAGCCAAUUCGCUCUCGCCAGAUGGACGCACAACCUUCGUGGACAGUCUCACAGCCACUCCGGUCCACUACGCCAACAGCCUCCAGCACCUUCUCGUGGCCAAUUAA
Messenger RNA from Candidula unifasciata, 1431 nucleotides. NCBI's taxonomy places the organism in Eukaryota, Metazoa, Mollusca, Gastropoda, Stylommatophora, Geomitridae. The record is from the annotation of a GenBank genome assembly.